AUGAGUAUCAGAUUGCCGAACGGCCUCGACCAGCUUUCGGAGCCGAUGAGAGACAAGCAUGACCGAGAGACGGAGCCAGUUCGGUCUCACCUCGGACCGGAUGAUCUUUCGUCGUGUCAAAACCCGAGGGACCUUUCUCGUUGGCCAGCAUCUCCUCGUGCCACCUUCCCCACAACCUUGUGCGUGGCAUCCACGCCGCACAGUGCGGAGAAGGCAGGGGCCGGCACCGUCAGGCUGGACGUGCCAACUCUCGUAGCCGUCCGCGACGGUCCGCGUCGCCUUGGCAAGAAGGUACGAGCCGCGGCCCAUCUCGUCCUCCAACUUACGCCCGGUUUUUCUCCGAUGCCGGCUUUCGCUGUCGCUCGCUCGACGGCACCCUACAGUAACUACGUGACGCUUGCCGUCACUUCCCGGCAUCGUUCCACGUACAGCCCACAGGAUGCAGUCGACGGCAGACCCGGCCGCGUCCUCCGGCAUCGUAUAUCGCCACCUUGGCGCCAUUCAGCCAAUGGCGAAGAGGAUGUCGCCGUCGCCAGGCACCGCAAUCUGUGCGGGUGCGGGUGCGGGUGCGGGUGCGGCGACCCAGCCAGUGGAACGUCGUACAAAAGUCACCGAUGUCUCUCUCUCCCACUUGGCCGCUGGGCCCGGCUGGCUCUCGGUUGGGCUCGGCAGGGGAGUUUUGCCGCUCGUCUUUAG
This is a messenger RNA of Pseudozyma flocculosa PF-1, 696 nucleotides long. RefSeq lists its product as uncharacterized. The record is from RefSeq and is a predicted model, not a curated record. The transcript has a single exon. The coding region runs from base 1 to 696 and encodes 231 amino acids. Lineage: Eukaryota; Fungi; Basidiomycota; Ustilaginomycetes; Ustilaginales; Ustilaginaceae.